GGCCGAGUCAAUCAACUUGGCGGCGUAUUCAUCAAUGGUCGUCCCCUUCCCCAGGCUGUUCGCGUUCAAAUCAUUGAAAUGGCUUCUAAAGGAGUGAAGCCAUGCCAUAUCAGCCGCCAACUGCGAGUUUCUCACGGAGCUGUAUCGAAGAUACUGAAUCGAUAUGCCGAGACAGGAUCGAUCUCCCCGGGACAGGUAGACCCUCGAUUUCCCCUGCUUUUUGAAAAAAUUCGAAUUUGGCGCCUGUUGAAAUCAUCAUCAACAGGGCAGCCGCCCGCAGACAAAGAGUCGCCCGCUGUGCUUGCACUGUGGCGGCAGCUGUCUGCAAGGCGCUUUGGCAGCCGAUAC
Cylicostephanus goldi is the source of this 348-nucleotide messenger RNA. The record is from the annotation of a GenBank genome assembly. NCBI's taxonomy places the organism in Eukaryota, Metazoa, Nematoda, Chromadorea, Rhabditida, Strongylidae.